AUGGCCAGCGGCUUGUUCGCCUCCGGCGUGCCGGCCAAGAUGCCGAAGUUCCUCUUGCCGCUGCGCAUCGUCAUCAUCGUCCUGUCCGUCGUCGUGCUCGCCCUCGCCGCGUUCGCGCUGUCCGUCUUUGGCUCUCGUGCCGGCUACCUCGGCAGCUACUCGGGCGCCCCCGGCCUGCUCAUCUUUGUCGCCGUCAAGACGUGGCUCAUCUACGGCAUCCUCCUCUUUGUUGAGAUCUCGAUGCCGCGCAGCUUCCCGCGCAUCGCCGCCGCCGUCGCCUACGCGCUCAGCAUCAUCUUCUGGCUGUCCGCCUGGGCCUGGGCCGCCUCGGUGGCCGCGCUCUGGCUGUCGACCGUCUGCUACGACGGCACCUGCGUCAAGCCCAACAGCUACGCCGCCAAGGAGGGCGGGGCUCUGGCGGCGUCGGCGGGCCUCGGCGCCAUCAUCUGGGUGCUGUCGAUUGUCAACCUCUUUUGCAUGGUCCGCGCCUGCGUGAGCGACCGUCCGGCCGUCCACCAGUCCGAGAUGGGCCCGGUCGGCAUGGGUGGCGGCUACAGCAGCGUCGAGCCCAACAAGGAGGCCCAGACCCUCAUCUACUCGACAGACCCGGCCGCGUCGGCCGCCCCGUACGGCCAGCCGCCGGUGGAGUACCCGCCGCAGACGGCCUACGACCAGCAGUCCAUCUAUGACCCACAGCAGCCAGUCUAUGGCCAGCCGCAGACGGCCUACGGCCAGCAGCAGCAGCCUCUCUACGGCCAACCACAGCCCGCGUACAGCCAUCAGACGGCGUCCUACUAG
Messenger RNA from Sporothrix schenckii 1099-18, 798 nucleotides. RefSeq lists its product as uncharacterized. Gene Ontology annotation, cellular component: membrane. NCBI's taxonomy places the organism in Eukaryota, Fungi, Ascomycota, Sordariomycetes, Ophiostomatales, Ophiostomataceae. The record is from RefSeq and is a predicted model, not a curated record. The transcript has a single exon. The coding region runs from base 1 to 798 and encodes 265 amino acids.